AAAAGCAGCGUGGAGGCGAAGAAGCAGCAAGGAGGCGUCGUAUGAUUAUUUAAACGAGUUUUAUGACAAGACCACGUUGGGGUGUAAGAUCAAAAAUCAAAGCUAACAAGGAUUUGGUGAUGGUACUUAAUCCAGCUUUUAUGAGGUAUGUUCAUGACAGGUGGCUGGAAAAGAAAGGUUAUUACCCCUCCACUGGCUUUCUGGCCUUGAUUUUUGCCCUGCAUAUGUGUGAUGAGGUCAGUGUGUUUGGUUAUGGAGCAGACAGUGAUGGAAACUGGAGUCAUUACUGGGAAAAACUCAUGAACAAAGACUUAAAAACUGGAGCACAUCCUGGAGAUACAGAGUAUAGAAUGAUCCAGGACCUAGAUGAGCAACAGAAACUCAAGUUUUAUACAGGGUUCUGAUGUUUCUCUUAGCAUUUAAAGGAAGGUUAGCAGUAGGUAACAGUAGAAGAACUUGAAGGGCUACAUUUUUUCCACGGUAAAGACGGUUAAGAUACCAAUCUUUGUGUUUUUGCACGUGUAUGUAAAUCUCCUGGGUUUGCUAGGCAGAUCCUACUUCUGGAGGAGGAUUAUUUGCCUGUGUUAAUGACUGGAAGACACACUAUACAAUCACAGUAUGUGUUUACACUAUAAAUAGCCAACUAGUGUAGAAUGCACAAGUCAUGAUUAGGACAAGUAUAAUA
This is a messenger RNA of Perca flavescens (yellow perch), 685 nucleotides long. Its product is annotated as CMP-N-acetylneuraminate-beta-galactosamide-alpha-2,3-sialyltransferase 2-like. The record is from RefSeq and is a predicted model, not a curated record. Lineage: Eukaryota; Metazoa; Chordata; Actinopteri; Perciformes; Percidae. The coding region runs from base 63 to 404 and encodes 113 amino acids. The transcript is spliced from 4 exons. Gene Ontology annotation, cellular component: membrane. Gene Ontology annotation, molecular function: beta-galactoside (CMP) alpha-2,3-sialyltransferase activity. Gene Ontology annotation, biological process: sialylation.